AUGCUCGGCCAGGCUGUCAACGACUCGUCUGAGGACCAGAUCUCGUUCCUCGAUCUCGAAGACGGCUAUAGCUACAGCAACUCGGGAGUCUCGGAACAGUCGUCCAAUUGCUCCAGGGAGAGGAAUGCUCGAUGGUGCCAAAACCCCCUGCUAUACACAAUUUUUCAUGAGAUAGGCCAGCUCGAGCUCUUGGAUGAACUAUUUGAGCACGAAUUUACGGAUAUUUGUCUUCCUAUUGAAUCAGAGACUCAGCUCACGCGUGUAUUCCUCGAUCCAGCACUUCGGCCUCUAUUCCUCGCGGCACAGCAUCGGGUCUGUGUACAGCCCGAUUGUACACCUGAGAUCCAACUUGAAGAAAUUCGAACCGGUCAUGGGCACUUGAUGACAGAUACGGAUCUUCCUCUGCAGUAUCGGCGGUCGGUGGGUCAGGGCGGUUCUGCGACUGUGGACGAGGUUUUGAAUCUGAAGGACGGCCGAGUGUAUGCAAGAAAGAGCUGGAAGAGAAUGGACUCGGUGCUUGAUGAGACGGGAUUCCAUCGCGAGAUCCAGGCAUUGAGACGUUCGAAGCACAUUCACUGUGUCCAGAUUGUGAGGCCUCUGCUCUUCCUACUUCUCACUGAGACGGACAGUCCAAUUUCAUUGCAUCUUUCCAACGUCCUCUUGCGUGCACAAUUCUCGAGUAAUCCUAGCAUUCAUGCCCGUUUUGGCAGCUACACGACCCCAAGCGCCAUGGUAUUUCUCAUGUCGCCUCUAGCUGACUCCGACCUGUGCUCCUUCCUCAAGAGCGCAAGCGUCACAUACGAUUCUCAAACGAUCCUACUGCUUCGACGCUGGUUCGGCUGCCUCGCAAGCGCCGUCCACAGCCUUCACUCGAUCAAGAUCCGGCAUCGCGACAUAAAACCACAGAAUAUCCUAGUUCAAGGUCACAACAUCCUGAUAACAGACUUCAAUCUAGCCUAUGAUUGGAGCAACUCAGAAGAUGGUGAGACGACCGUUACCUGGGAAGGGUUGACAGUACGGUAUGCCGCACCGGAGAUAUGGAGAUACGAGGAGGCGAACUCCUCGACAGAUGUGUGGAGCUUGGGGUGCGUGUUUUUGGAGAUGGCAACGGUGAUCAAGGGCCGGAGCGUGCGGGAUUAUCGGGACUUUUUCAAGGAGAAGAGAGGAAACUCACAUUUCUUUGAUAACGAGGUGGGAAUUGCUGAGUGGUGUCUGCUGUUGGAAGACUCGUCGACAACGGAUAAUACGCCGUUGCGCUGGGUUGGGGCGAUGCUUGAGAGGAAUGGGUGGAAGAGGAUGAAGUCUGCUGCUUUGUUGGAGAUGAUGAACGAGGAUGCUGGUGAUAGCGGGGGUUAUUUCGGAGAUUGUUGUCAGCGAACCCACCGCCACAGCACGCGCACCAGUAACAAAUCCCCAAAUCCCACCGGGCACUUGCUGGCGUCCGCCGCCAAAAGCUUGAACCGGCUGGACUCCGUCCACAGCAUCCGGGCUCUGCAAUGCACUGCAACUGCAAUGCGUGAGGAAAUAGACGCACCAAUCAUAUGGCUCGAUCUCAAUCCCAAUCCCAAUGUCAUCUGCCAGCAUCACGAACGAUCUCAAGAUGCACCGGCUAACUUCACUUGGGACGAGGUGCGGAACUGGGUACGUAAUUCAGAGCUAGAGCUAGAGCGAGCUCUAGAGCUGCCAGACAGCUAUAAAUCAGGAGCUACCCCCUCUGCUGCGACUCUGCUCAUACAUUUCGUAUCCCACAUAUCUCAUAUAUUACUUUCUUGCCGGAGGGGAUCUGCCAUGCGAGCUACGUUUCUUGGAGCUGCCUUCUGGGCCUCUACGGCUGCGGCCCAAGUUCCGGGGCAGACGGUGACAGGGUCGGCGGGGGGUACGACUGUGGCUGGGAUCUCGUCUGGGUCUGAUGGUGAUGGGAAGUAUACGAUCGAGGGAACAGAUAUCCGUGCUACCUUUAUUCCCUACGGAGCUUCUGUGUCGAAUUUGUUCAUCAACGACACUUCUGGUAUCGAGCGCGACAUCGUCGCUGGCUGGGACAACGCAAGCUAUUACGAGGUCGACAAGCAACACCCACAUUUUGGUGGCGUGCCCGGUCGCUACGCGAACCGCAUCAGGAACUCCACAUUUGAAAUCGACGGCGAGACUUUCCACAUCCUGCCGAACGAAAACAACGGGCAGGAUACUUUGCAUGGCGGCCCUGGCGGGUGGGACUGGCGGAACUGGACUCUGGUGGCGCAUACGAGCAGUAGCAUCACGUUCAGCCUUACAGACGCUGAUGAGGACCAAGGGUUUCCAGGAGAGGUUGUGAGCUAUGUCACCUACACGCUCGGAAACCGAACCUGGGAUUUCAAGAUGGUGGCAUUGAGUACGACGAAGAAGACACCGAUCAUGCUUUCGUCUCACACUUACUGGAACCUCGACGGCUUCGCUAAUAACGAGACCGGCACCGCCCUCAACCACACCUUUUACCUUCCCUACGGCGGCCAGCGCGUCGCCACAGACCCUAUCCUCAUCCCCACCGGCGACAUCCUCGCCAACGAGAAGCACUCCCUCAAUGACUUCUGGUCAGCGCCUAAGCAAAUUGGCGCCAACUUCUCCAACCCUGCUCUCCUUGGCAACUGCGGCAACAACUGCACUGGCUACGACACGUGCUUCCUGACUUCGCGUGCCGCCCUCGGCUCCUCCAACUGGGACGCGAAGCCCGUAGCGCGGCUGGCGAGCGCGUGGAGCGGCAUCAGCGUGGACGUGUAUACGGACCAGGAGGCGUUCCAGAUGUACUCCUGCGGAGGGCAGAACGGCAGCGUGGCGCUGAAGAGCACGCAGGGCCUGCACGGUGUGCAGGGUAGGCCGAGGGUCAUUGAGCAGUACGGCUGCGUGGUGAUGGAAGUGCAGGAUUGGAUUGAUGGCGUGAAUCACCCGGGGUGGGGGAGGGCGAGCAAGCAGAUCUUUGGGCCGGAUGAUGGGCCGUAUGUGCUGAGGGCGAGGUAUGAGUUUGGUCUUGAUGGAUAG
This is a messenger RNA of Drepanopeziza brunnea f. sp. 'multigermtubi' MB_m1, 3012 nucleotides long. RefSeq lists its product as uncharacterized. Gene Ontology annotation, molecular function: aldose 1-epimerase activity; carbohydrate binding. NCBI's taxonomy places the organism in Eukaryota, Fungi, Ascomycota, Leotiomycetes, Helotiales, Drepanopezizaceae. Gene Ontology annotation, biological process: beta-D-galactose catabolic process via UDP-galactose, Leloir pathway; glucose metabolic process. The record is from RefSeq and is a predicted model, not a curated record.